AUGCAUGAACUCUCGCAACUUGCACGUGUUGAGGCCACCAGAGUCGGCGGUCCCAUCUGGCUGACGCUCGAGUUUCACGAGCAGUCGCUAUCAAAUGCCAGUGAAUCACCGCUGCCGCUGCCGCUGCUGCCGCCCUGGCCGCCGCCGCAGCCGCCAACGCCACCACCGCCGCCGCCACCACCGCCGCCACCAUCACCGCCGUCACCAUCACCGCCGUCACCAUCACCGCCGCCGCCGCCGCCGCUGUCGUCUCUGGUCAGGCUCUGCGCCGUGGCGGUCACGCCAUUCGUCUUUCGUCGAGCGUCCGCUUCUUUUGGACUUCUUUUGUGGCGCGCAGGACUGCUGGUGCUACUCCCCGCUCUCGCCUCGAUUCCCGCUCAGCAACAGCCACAAGAGUGGCCCUCACCACCGCCGCCGUCGGAAAAUCCCCUUCUGGUUCCGCAAGCCCCGUCGGCCAUCCCAUACGGGCAGGCUGUGACGCUGGCGCCGCCCGAGGAGGAGGACGACGACAAGGAGGAUGACGAGUGGGGACCACCCUCGCCAAUCCCACCAGUGUUCGGCUCGCCCCCGCUCUAUCCGUCGCCACCACCGCCGCUGCCAGCAUCGCCGCCGCCGCCGCCUCCACCGCCAUCCUCACCGCCAGCUGCACUCGCCAUCGUCCGCCCCUUCGCCACGCACGACGCGUCAAAGCUUAUCGGCUCGUUCGCUCGAUGGGAGCUGGUGGCUCCUUGCGCUGCGGUCGGCGCUGGGUUUGCGCCCGCCCCGCCGCUGGUGCUCUACUACUCGAAGAGCAUCCGCGAGCUCCGAGGCACGCCGGCCUGGCCGUCCCUCGAGGCGUUCCUCCAGGGCGCCUCGUCCAAGCCGUGGAGGCGCUGCUUCGGCUCCGUGUCUCUGGUCGGCGGAAACCUGACCGAGGCGCAGGACCGCUACACGCGCGACACGGCGGGCUCUGAGGUCGCCUGGAGCUCGGGGCCGAGCGUGCAGUUUUACCGCAUGCUUGCGUACUACUCCGCUCGCCCAGGGACGACCGUUUACUACAUGGAUCCGGACAGCGUGCCCCUGGCGCGCUUCUGGCUCGACCGGCUGAUGCGUGACAUGCACGCGCAGAGGCCCUUCUCCGUCCUCGGCUCCACCUACCGCGGCUCCAACUGGGACUCCUUCUCCGACGAGGAGAUCCCCGUCGCGCUGCGGCGCCACCUCAACGGCAACGCCGUGUACAAUGUGUCUCACCCCUUCCUUUUGGAGGCGCUCUCCCAGUACAGCGACGAGCUCUGGACGACCGUCAAACACUCCUCCUUCGACGUGCAGCUGUCCGAGGGGCUCUUCGGCGACAGGAACGUCAGCCUCGAAGAGGCGGAGCGGGUGUACGGCUACAAGACGACGCCGCUGAUCUCCAACCUCGCCGCCACGCUGACCGUCCCGCGUGACAUCCCCGACACCGUCGUUCUCGCCCACGGCGCGGUCUACCUGCAAGAGUGGCCGGUGCCCGGCUGCCCGCCGACAGGGUUGGGAGUCGACCGGGCGGGGUCUUAUCCGCGGAGCAUGCUCGCCGCGGGCGCGGGCACCUCCCUCACCCUCCUCAUCUCCGACUUUGGCGACGGGGACAUCGACCGGCUCCUCGCGAGCCUGCGGGCGGCGGAGGAGCACCUCGCCCGCCCCGCGUGCGCGGGCUCGCCCCUCCCCUUCAGCCGCGUCGCCGUGCUCACCAACGGGGCGGGGUCGGCCGCGAGGGCGGCCAUGUCCUUCUUGCGCCGCGCCACGGGCCACUUCCGCCUUUGCCGCAGCGGUCUGCCGGAGGAGGAGGAAGACGUGGAUAGCUCCCUCUGCGACGGCUCCUCCGGUGUCCCCGUGGAGAUUGGGCUGCGCGACACGUCCGUCUCGGCAUGGUGGGACAUCUGCAAGGCGAACAUCAGCACCGACUGGUUCAUGCAGGUGACCUCAGACUUCACGCUCGCGAGAAACUUCAAGCUGCCCGUCGACACCGACGCAGCGGGGACCCGGCUGCUCCCCAUCAGCCCAUUCCUCGACUUCGACUCCGAGUCCUGUGGGCGCGAGUGCCGCGACGAGGUGUCGCGCGUGCGAGCGGGCAUUCUGCCGGCCGCGAACAGGCACUACCUGCAGGCGCAGACCGUCUACCGCACCGACGUCCGCUCCGAGUUCUGCCGCGCGCUCGAGGCGGCCAACAAGCGCCUGCCUGACCCUGUCGACCCGACGCCGACCGCCUACUUCGCGUACAUGGAGCGCGUCAUCGGCGACGUCGGCAGCGAGCAGCGUCCGCCGCCCCUGCCCGCGUCUCCAUGGCCAUCGACCUCGCCGCCACCGCCGUCGCCCUCGCCACCACCGAUGCCGCCCUCGCCACCCCCGCCACCCCCGCCACCACCGUCCCCAUCGCCGCCGCCGCCGCCGCCGCCGCCGCCGCCGCCGCCGCCGCCGCCGCCGCCGCCGCCGCCGCCGCCGGCCUCGCCACCGCUGGCCUCACCGCCGUACAUGUCGGAGUUGUGCGCGGGCCAGGCCGAUCCGCCGCAGUGUGCAUCCGCGGCG
Messenger RNA from Emiliania huxleyi CCMP1516, 2541 nucleotides. RefSeq lists its product as hypothetical. The record is from RefSeq and is a predicted model, not a curated record. The annotation marks the transcript as partial. The transcript has 3 exons. NCBI's taxonomy places the organism in Eukaryota, Haptophyta, Isochrysidales, Noelaerhabdaceae.